AUGAAUUCAUUUCACUCAUGCUGUUGAAACAUGCCUGCUGAAAUUUUAAACAAAUCCUGGAAAAAAAGAAUUUACUUAUCAACCCCCAGCAUUGUUGAUAUAGUCAAUCUUCUUUCCAUUGGGAUCAUCUGUCUAACAGGGCUGGUUGGCAAUAUCCUCAUCAUAUUUACGAUCAUAAGGCACAGAAGAAAAAAAAUCCUUAACAUUUAUAUCUGCAACCUGGCUAUGGUUGAUUUGAUCCACAUCAUUGGAAUACCUUUUCUCAUUCUCCAACAGGCCUGAGGGGGAGCGUGGCUGUUUGGGAGGCCUCUGUGCCCCAUUGUUGUGUCCCUGGACAGCUGCAACAAGUUUGCCUGCAGUUCUGUUAUUGCUGUAAUGUGUGUUUCCAGGUACUUGGCCCUCAUCCAACCAUUUUAUCUGACGAGUUGGAGAACGAGGUACAGCACCAUGUGCAUCAAUUUGGGCCUUUGGGUAGCUUCUCUUAUUCUGGCAUUGCCUGUCUGGGUCUACUCAAAGGUCAUCAGAUUUAAAGAUGGUGUUGAGAGUUGUGCUUUUGAUUUAACAUCCCGUGGCGAUGUACUCUGGUAAUAAACACUUUUAACAAUAAUGACUUUCUUUUUCCCUUUACUGUUUAUUUUGGUGUACUAUAUUUUAACUUUAUGCUGUACUUAGGAAAUUUAUCAACAGAAUAAAGAAGCCAGGUGUUGCAAUCCCAGUACUUCAAAGCAGAGAGUGAUGAGGUUAAACUAUGACACUAGUGCCGGAGGUUGUCUCGCCCCCUAUGUGAUACAGCUGGUGAAUUUACAGAUGGAGUGGCCCACACUGGGCUUCUAUGUGGGCUUUUACCUCUCCUGUCUCAGCUACACUGUGUUGAGUGGAAAUUUCCAGAAACAUCUGCCUCAUGUACAAAAUAGGGUGACCUAGAGGGAAAUCAACAACAUGGAAAAUGUACUGCAAUCAAACUUUUAG
Messenger RNA from Fukomys damarensis (Damara mole-rat), 969 nucleotides. It is a transcript of the gene Mchr2, whose product is annotated as melanin concentrating hormone receptor 2. Gene Ontology annotation, biological process: neuropeptide signaling pathway. Gene Ontology annotation, molecular function: neuropeptide binding; G protein-coupled receptor activity. NCBI's taxonomy places the organism in Eukaryota, Metazoa, Chordata, Mammalia, Rodentia, Bathyergidae. The record is from RefSeq and is a predicted model, not a curated record. Gene Ontology annotation, cellular component: neuron projection; membrane.